Molecule: messenger RNA, 514 nt
Organism: Cryptomeria japonica (Japanese cedar)
Lineage: Eukaryota; Viridiplantae; Streptophyta; Pinopsida; Cupressales; Cupressaceae
Product: histone H4
Exons: 1
Coding region: 29-340 (103 amino acids)
Biological process (GO): nucleosome assembly
Cellular component (GO): nucleosome
Molecular function (GO): DNA binding; protein heterodimerization activity; structural constituent of chromatin
Source: RefSeq, a predicted model, not a curated record
GUUGUUUGUGGAAUCUUCUUCUGUAGAAAUGUCGGGACGAGGGAAAGGAGGAAAGGGGUUAGGGAAGGGAGGUGCGAAAAGGCACAGGAAGGUGCUGCGAGAUAAUAUCCAGGGCAUCACCAAACCAGCCAUUCGGCGGCUUGCAAGGCGAGGAGGCGUGAAGCGUAUCAGCGGUCUCAUCUACGAAGAGACGCGAGGUGUUCUGAAGAUCUUCCUUGAGAAUGUUAUUAGAGAUGCCGUGACCUAUACAGAGCAUGCUCGCAGGAAGACCGUCACAGCCAUGGACGUUGUUUAUGCCUUGAAGAGGCAAGGCAGAACUCUUUACGGUUUCGGCGGCUAAGCUUUAAUUGUCCGCUGAUCUAAUAAUCUGGUGUCUUUAGACACCACCAUCUGUUUCUUGGAAAUUUUGAAACCCUAUUGAAGUAGUAUCGGAACGUUUGUUUAGUAAAAUUUUUCCCUGUAUUUGUUAAUGUUACUCUUCCAAGAGUGGAUCAGUUCCAUGGCAUUCAGUUUA